Messenger RNA from Triticum dicoccoides, 504 nucleotides. RefSeq names its product UPF0434 protein CCNA_00107-like. The record is from RefSeq and is a predicted model, not a curated record. NCBI's taxonomy places the organism in Eukaryota, Viridiplantae, Streptophyta, Magnoliopsida, Poales, Poaceae. The coding region runs from base 68 to 328 and encodes 86 amino acids. The transcript is spliced from 3 exons.
CCGAGCGGAUGGGGCAGGUUGGGCUUUCAAAGUUUUGACCGGCCCGAUCCACAACCCUGACAGGACGAUGAGGCGGACCACGGCGUUGCUGCUGCGCCACGUCGGCGGCGGGAUCCCGCAGGCGCUCGCCGACAUGCUCGUCUGCCCCCUGUCCAAGAAGCCUCUCAGGUACUGCGAGGCCAGCGGCUCUCUGGUCAGCGACGCCGUCGGCAUGUCCUUCCCGAUAGUAGAUGGAAUUCCUUGUCUCCUUCCGAAAGACGGCAAGUUGCUCGAGGACCACCAGAGGGAAUCAGGACAUGAAACCAGCCCUAGGGAUUCCUCUGAUUGAAUCCACGUUGUUGUACAAGCCGGCAACAUCGUUCUGUAUUUAAAAAGUAAUCGAGAUGGAAGCAAGAGUAUGUGCUGUCCUCAAACUGUUUCUUGUCGCCGUAAAUCAUUCUCACGUUGAUUUGUACUGACUAUUUUGCACAAUGGAAAUAAAAUUAUUACAUGGUAUUGCUCUUA